Molecule: messenger RNA, 1990 nt
Organism: Tympanuchus pallidicinctus (lesser prairie-chicken)
Lineage: Eukaryota; Metazoa; Chordata; Aves; Galliformes; Phasianidae
Product: Krueppel-like factor 5
Exons: 5
Coding region: 458-1810 (450 amino acids)
Biological process (GO): regulation of transcription by RNA polymerase II
Molecular function (GO): RNA polymerase II cis-regulatory region sequence-specific DNA binding; DNA-binding transcription factor activity, RNA polymerase II-specific
Source: RefSeq, a predicted model, not a curated record
CAGGUAAAGCCUUCCCCGGCACCCGGCUCCCAGCCAGCUCCGGGGCCGCACUGCCGGCGUCUUCUCCUUCCCCACCCUUCCUUCCCUUUUUUUUUUUUCGCCUUCUAUUCCCAACCCCUUUUUUUUAAAAAAAAAUUGUACUAUUCCCCGUUUCUUCCCCCUUUUAUUUACUUUUUUUCUUACCUUUCUUUUCCUUUUGUAUUGUUCCGUCGUUAUAUAUAUUUUCCCUUUGUUUCCCCCCUUUUUAUCAUUUCCCCCCUUUCUCUCCCUUUUUCUCCCUUUUCAUCUUUUUUUUUUCCACCUUUUUCCCUUUUUUCUCUUUCUUUCCUUUCCGCCCCCCUUUUCUUCCCUUUCCUCUUCCCCCCUUCCCACCUUUCCCCCAUUUCCCAUCCACCCCUUUUCUUCUCUCCCUUUCCCUCUCCCCCAGCUCCGUCCCUGGCAGUGGGCGCACACAGGGAUGAGCAGCGGGCUGGUGCUGCGCGCCCCGCUCCCCGACGACUCCUCAGCGUUCACCCCGCUGAAGCCCGUCACCAUGUCGGGGGAGCAUGGCGAGGACACCUCCGUCUUUGAGGACAUCAAACCGCCUGCUAGGGCCCCGGACAACCCUCCUGACCUGGCACAGCUGCACCCCAUGAGGAUGGAACAGCGGAUGCCACUCACUCUCGAGGGACGUUCUGAAAUGGAUAAGUACCUCUCCAACCAGAUGCCACCCAUCCCCAUGAUACCAGACAAGAAAUACCGCCGGGAGAGUGCCUCAGUGGUAGAUGAGUUUUUCUCAACGGAGAAACCCACUUCCACGCCUUACAGCGUGAACAUCAAUGUCAUCCUGCCCGACACCACGCACUUACGGACUGGACUUUACCGAUCCCCCAAACCCAUGACGCCGUUCACACAGAUCAAGACAGAACCUGGCACCAGCUUCUCCCAGCCCUGCUCUUCCACAUCAGGCUCCACGCAGACCCUGCCUGACUUCACCAGUGUCUUUAGCAUGCCCCAAUCAGUGGCAGUCAACAACAUCUUCAUCAAGCAGGAGAUGCCUUCUGAUAUCUCGCUAUCCAGCAGUUCACAGCAAGCCCAGUUUUACCAGAUGCCUCUUGGCAACGGCAACGCUGAUCUUACCAACCUGACACCCUCCUCAAACAGCACCACAGCCAUCAACAGCCUCAGUGGUGUUACCAUGUCCACAGGUAACGCCAUGUCCAGUGUGCUUCACAGACAUGUCCAGGCUGGAGGGCCAGUUAAGCAGUACCCACAUGUCUCCCAAGGACAGGAAAACUUCAACAUCUCAGGGCAGUUCUAUUCUGUGCCAGGGGUGAACCUGCCACCUUCACCCCCCAACUCGCAGCCUGGCAGCCCAGAAAAUCAACCAGAGCUCAUCAACACCAUCUCUCCCCCACCAUCCUAUGAAGCUACUUUUGGACUGAAGCUGGUCCAGUCAUCCCAGGUCCCUCCAGUCCCCAGCAGCCUUGGGACCCUCUGCCAAGGGCACACUGUCAUGCAGACCCUCAAAUAUAACAGACGCAACAACCCUGAGCUGGAGAAAAGGAGGAUCCACCAUUGUGAUUACCCAGGUUGCACAAAAGUGUAUACCAAGAGCUCCCACCUGAAGGCGCACCAAAGGACUCACACAGGUGAAAAGCCCUACAAGUGCACCUGGGAUGGCUGUGACUGGCGCUUCGCCCGCUCUGACGAGCUGACCCGGCACUACCGCAAGCACACAGGUGCCAAGCCCUUCAAGUGCCUGGCCUGUGGCCGGUGCUUCUCUCGCUCUGACCACCUGGCACUGCACAUGAAGCGGCACCAGAACUAGGGACCACCUCCAUUGCUAUGUCUCCAACGGCAGCUGGGACUCUUCUUCGAGGGAACCUCUCCUCCACUUGUACAUAGGAACAACCCUGUGCUUUGAUCAACUGGCAGGACAGAAGGUGAAUCCCUCCCCCACCAUUCCUGGUUUUAAAACAGAUACCAUUAAAAAAGAAUGAUAAUUACA